This is a messenger RNA of Sporisorium graminicola, 1914 nucleotides long. RefSeq lists its product as uncharacterized. The record is from RefSeq and is a predicted model, not a curated record. Gene Ontology annotation, molecular function: GDP phosphatase activity; UDP phosphatase activity. Gene Ontology annotation, cellular component: Golgi apparatus; membrane. Gene Ontology annotation, biological process: nucleoside diphosphate catabolic process; protein N-linked glycosylation. Bases 1 to 1914 code for a protein of 637 amino acids. The transcript has a single exon. NCBI's taxonomy places the organism in Eukaryota, Fungi, Basidiomycota, Ustilaginomycetes, Ustilaginales, Ustilaginaceae.
AUGUCUUUCCCAGCUCCGGGCAAGAAUCACAAGUCCAACACUCGCUCCUCGGUCGACUUGGACAGCACCGAGACCGGUGCUCUUCUUGGUCAAAACGGACACGACACCGACGGCGACGAUCUCACUGUAUAUCCGCCGCAGUCCGCAUCGACCGGUCCAGCAGGAAUCUCUUCGCGAGCGUGGUCGACAAGAAGGAUGCCACUCGGUUCUCGACGUCUCGCCCUCAUCCUCUUUGGCUUUGUGGCACUCAUCGUUCUGUUUGGCAGGAGGGACUCGAGGGACGCCGUGGUCGACUACGUCAACGACAAGGCUGGUCAGGUGGGGCAGGCGUAUAAGCACGCGCCAUGGAAGGCCAAGCCGGAACAAGGUAGCAGCAACACCAACGCCGUCGGUUUCCCAUUCAGCUCGCCGGCAUCACCGACACCUGCAAAGGCACCCGUAGCAGGCACCAAGGCCGACACCGUCCGCGAGAAGCCAGCGCUGCACCCGGAUCCUACCAAGACGACUCGAUGCGAUGGCACCGGUUUACGACCGCUCGACCACAAAGGCAAUCCAAGACCGCUGGUGCAGUAUGCGCUGAUGAUCGAUGCUGGUAGCACAGGCAGCCGUAUCCACGUCUACCGCUUCAACUACUGCUCGGCAUCACCAGAGCUCGAACACGAGCACUUCGAGAAAAUCACAGGCGGGCUCAGUGACUACGGCACCAAUCCCGCUGCUGCUGCCGACUCGUUGCGGCCGUUGCUCAAGUCGGCUCUGGAACAGGUCCCGCACAGCUUGCGCAAAUGCACACCUGUAGCAGUCAAAGCAACCGCCGGGCUGCGUCUCUUGCCUGGCAAGCAGGCCGAGGACAUCAUCAAGGCUGUAAGACACAUGCUCGAGAACGAGUUCCCCUUCCCCAUUGCCGACGGCAAGAAUGCCGACGGGUCCAAGGCGUCCAAGGGAGUCGAGAUUAUGGAGGGCAAGGACGAGGGUGUGUUCGCCUGGAUCACGGUCAACUACCUCUUGAACCGCAUCGGCUCAUCGUCGUCCGAAAAGCUCGAGACCGCCGCCGUGAUGGAUCUGGGCGGUGGCUCGACACAGAUCGUGUUCGAGCCCAGCUUCCCCUCGGCGCUGCAGGGCAUGCAGCCGGGCGAACAUGUAUACCAGUUCAACGCGUUUGGCACCAAGCCGCACACGCUCUACCAGAACUCGUACCUGGGCUACGGGCUGAUGCAGGCGCGCAUGUCGAUCAACUCGCUUGCUGCAUUCACGUACAGUCUGGCGCACCCGAAUGCGGUGCUGACCGGGUCGGCGCACGACGGCGAGCAGGGAUCGUUCGAGUGGUCCUCGCUGCGUCCAGAGACGACGCGCAUCCCGUCGCCCUGCUUCUCCAACGGUCGUAGUAAGGUGGUGCCCAUCUCGCAGCCGGGGCAGAAGACGCACGCCAACGUCACCAUGGUCGGCACCGACGGCGGGUUCACUGCGUGUCGACGCUUGGUCGAGGUGAUGAUGGACAAGGACGCCGUAUGCUCCGCACGCCCGUGCUCGUUUGGCGGCGUCUACCAGCCUUCGCUCAUGGAGACCUUCAAGACUGCACCCAUUAUCGCGCUCUCGUACUUUACCGACCGCCUCGAACCGCUCGGGUUGGGGCCCAAAUUCAAGAUCAAGGACCUCGAGGCCGUUGCGCAGCGCGCGUGCGCCUAUACCAGGACCGACACUCAGGGUUUCAGUGCAAAGGCGAUAGAACAGCUCGAGGAUCGCCCCGAUACGUGUUUGGAUCUCACCUUCAUGCACGGCUUGCUCAGUUUGGGCUACGAGUUGAGUGGAGAUCGCGAAGUGAGCAUUGCCAAGAAGCUGGGUGGUACGGAGUUGGGAUGGUGUUUGGGCGCGCAAUUGGCCGUGCUUGACGAAGAUGGGCUCUUGUGCAAGGCGUAG